Molecule: messenger RNA, 899 nt
Organism: Amoebophrya sp. A120
Lineage: Eukaryota; Dinophyceae; Syndiniales; Amoebophryaceae
Source: the annotation of a GenBank genome assembly
GGCCCCUGCGCGGCGGCGCUUGGUCCGCUCCCCGUGGUGGGAGCGUUGCGGCCCCCGGCGCGCUCGUAGCGGAGAACGGGGGGCCCGGGGGCCGAGCCCUGUGGCGCGCAGCACAGAGCCAGGCUCGCGAAGGCCGCGAAGGGGGGGCGCGCAAGCUGCCGCGGGCGUGUUUCUCUCUUCGGAUGCGAGGCGCGAGGGAGAGAAAGAGAUGACGCCCGGCAUGGACGGCCUUGCGGAACACAAACCCAAAGCGGCGCCGUCUUUUUCGCCCCGGCCGGGUGCCGGUGCGUGCGUUGGUGCCUGCGUGGCCCGCCCGCUCCUGGCCGGCUGGUAUUCCUGCGCCGCGCGCCCUGUCGGGUAGCCUAGCUGGCUGCGUGGCCGGCCGCCGUGGGUUUGCUUGGUCGCGUAUGUCGGGCGCAGGCGCUCGCGGGCAAUGCUUAGCGAAGAACUACGCGCCCGCCUCUGGACAGGGUGCCACGCAGUCAGGCACCCCACCGCGCCGGCGCUCCGGCGGCCGGUCGCCCCGCAGAGCUUGCUAACAAGUUUGCCAGCGAGGCACAGGCGACCGCCUGGGGCGGCCCGCGCGCCCGUUUGCGUAGGGUGGCCCGCCCGUUCCGCGCCGGCGCCCGCCCAAGUUUGUUCGUUGUUAAAGGUGGCAGCCCCCUAUCCUCGGCAUUUGUUUCGGUCGGAUGCCGAGUUGGGGCCGGCGUCCGCGCAUGGUUUGGGCCGGCGGCCGGCCCAGGCUGGCAGAGUCGCUUGGUCGUUUUGGGCACGUGGUGCCUGCGCAGCUUCGUUGUGGCCAAGCGGGUCUCUAUCUAUUCAUUAAUCGCCCUGGUUUGUAAAAUAAAAGCAGAUAACAGCAGACGGGGUCGUCUCGCUCGCACAGUAGCAGUAGGCGC